AUAAUUGUACAAUGAAUCAAAGGGAUACAUCCAUCGUCAAAACAAAAUAAAUCAGUCAAAACUAUACAUUUUCAGCCUAAAUAUCUCCAGUUGAAAGGUCACAAAACAAGCAUGUGCCAUAGCAGAGAUACUGUAUAUAAUGACGAGAUGCUCUUGUCUCCGCACUAAUUAGCGGGAAGGCAUAUACGGUCUGUUUAUCGGUCUCAUAGUUCGGUCUGCUUAUCGCUGUAUUCCCACGGGGACAGAUUUUGAUGGGAGUGGACCCUCUCGCUUCGUUUCGUCCUCUCUGGCAGUAGGCUACUUGGUCAGCUGACUGCAAACAUCUGACAAUGGUAGAACCAGUCUCGGCAGAUUGACACCCUGGUUAACCAACUAUUAUUCGCAUCCUAUGUACAUCGUCCAAUUAGAUUCGGAGGUGAUUGAAGAGCAGCGAAAGGGAAAUAUAGGGGACCGAAGAUCUGAAGGAGAAUAUUACAACACACUCUGGAUUUGCAAGUAACAUUGGCAUUAUUGAUGCAUUUAAACUGUAUUUUACGUUUUAUUGGCGGUGUGGAAGGAUUUUUCGGUAAAAGCAGGAGUGCGUAAAACUAAUAGGGUGAGGGGGGAUUGGGGGAAGCGAGCGUCGUCGGGUCAAAAUGUCGAUUCAGUACGAAGUGGAACCGCUGGCAGACAGCUACGGGGUAGCGGACUCGUUUCCCAAAGAUUUUGGCUAUGGAGAAGAGGAGGCCGACAUCGAGGAUAGCCCAACUCCAUCUGACAGCAAACCGAGAAUUCUGUUGAUGGGUUUACGAAGAAGUGGCAAAUCGUCAAUACAGAAGGUGGUAUUCCACAAAAUGUCUCCCAACGAGACGUUGUUCCUGGAGAGCACCAACAAGAUCUACAAGGACGACAUCUCCAGUAGCUCGUUUGUCAACUUCCAGAUCUGGGACUUCCCGGGUCAAGUGGACUUCUUCGACCCCACCUUUGACUACGAGAUGAUUUUCAGAGGCACGGGGGCUUUGAUAUUCGUCAUUGACGCACAGGAUGACUAUGUGGAGGCGUUGGGCAGACUCCACCUCACCGUGUCACGGGCCUACAGGGUCAACCCUGAGAUUAACUUUGAGGUGUUCAUCCACAAAGUGGACGGCCUCUCCGACGACCACAAGAUCGAGACCCAGAGGGACAUCCACCAGAGAGCCAACGACGACCUGGCAGACGCCAGCCUAGAGAAGCUUCACCUCAGUUUCUAUUUGACAAGUAUCUAUGACCACUCAAUAUUCGAGGCCUUCAGUAAAGUGGUCCAGAAGCUUAUCCCACAGCUGCCAACACUGGAAAACCUUCUAAACAUCUUUAUAUCUAACUCGGGCAUAGAGAAGGCCUUUCUGUUUGACGUGGUCAGCAAGAUCUACAUCGCCACAGACAGCAGUCCGGUGGACAUGCAGUCUUAUGAGCUGUGCUGCGACAUGAUCGACGUGGUUAUAGAUGUCUCCUGCAUCUAUGGUCUGAAGGAGAACGGCAGUGGUAGUGCCUACGACAAGGAGUCCAUGGCCAUCAUCAAGCUGAACAACACCACAGUCCUCUACCUGAAAGAGGUCACCAAGUUCCUGGCUUUGGUCUGCAUCCUCCGGGAGGAGAGCUUUGAGCGCAAAGGCUUGAUAGACUACAACUUCCACUGUUUCCGGAAGGCCAUCCACGAGGUGUUUGAGGUGGGCGUUUCCACACCGUGGACGGGCUCCCAGGCGGCCGGCACGCCCUGCACCAAGGCUGUGACACUCAACGGCAUGCCCCGGAGCACUGUCUAAACACAGACGGACACACCGACGGAGAGAUGAUAGGAAAGGACAGAAAGAUCUCAAAUAAAUAGCUGGGGAGGGAUCGUGCGGAGAAGACUAAUGGAUUGGGGUUUUCAGUAAACCAAUCAUAACUCUCCACCCAGAUCCUAAAAAUCACAGGAAGAGGACUAGAGCUAAAAAAAUUAAAUGAGUCCGGGCUGAACCCGAUGCUCAGAGGGGAAGGAGGACUGCGAGCUGACAAAGCUAGGAUGGAAGGGAAACUAAAAUGCAGAGAUACCAGGAACAUUCAUACAUUUCGUGGGAAUGCAAGGCAUUGUUGUCCACUGUUCGGCACGAAAACAGCUGAAUGAAAGUCCAACUGGACUGGUAUACACAAGCAAAAGCGUAUUUGUCAUUUGGGAACUUUCAGUGAGAUAGGCCUCACGUGCUGCAAGUCCCAAGAGACCUGAGGAAGCUUGGUAAUAUCGUUGUCUGUUUUAGCUGCUGGUUCAUCCAUGUGAAGAAGUACUUAAAAAAAAAUAAAAAAUGAAACAUUGAUGUAACCCUCGAUAAGGACAAGAAACUGCAAAGGCUGUGUGGGGAUCAGUAUAGUUGUGUAACCCUGUGCAGACUUAUGGGUCGAAGUCUCUAAGAAAUGCUUGGUGUUUAUCCAAAAUGCACAUAGUAUGCCACUUUCUCAAGGCCUUACUUCGAUUGAGCUUGCCUGUUGCAAAGGUUCUCUCACUACUCACUUGCCUGUGUGCUGCCCAAGACUUUGCUUCUGGUUUCACUCAUUCUGAAGAAAACAGGGUUCCUCAGAGUGCAAAAGGGAUUGUAGUGUCUACAUUUUUCUGCUUCUGUUGUGUGUGUGUGUGUGUGUGUGUGUGUGUGUGUGUGUCUGGAAAAGAAGAUAGUUGGCGUUUAUGGAUUCAAGACUGCCCCAUGUUGAUUUACCAGUGUCGGCCCUAUGCUCCAAGUUGCUGAAGUGUCAUACUGUAUAAUGAUAUGCCAUGUUGGAAAACUGAGCAAAAAAAAUUAACCUGUUACCAGCGGUUUGAUCAGUGAUGCUUCUAGAUUCUGAAACUACAUUCUAGAUUCUAUCUACAAUUUGUUGCAGUUGGAUAUCGGAUUCAUUAGAAUCUUGCACAGACAAAAUAUUCUAAAUAUAGUCUUCAGGAAAUACUCCAUGGCACUGGCUUAUUCUCUUGGCUAUCAAAUGAUGUAUGGAGUACAAGCACAUUCUAGAUAUAUCUAUCUCCCUUACGCAUAAAGUAGUCAGUUUAGCCAUACUUUCUGACACACAAUUGUAAUACUGCCCCGUAUGGAUGCUUGCCAUAGACCAAAUGCUACUAACAGCCAAUCAACUAUACCAAUCUUCAACUAAUGUGGGCAACUCCUACAUGUAUGACGUCACACGUUCUUUGAGCGUGACCCUUUACCCGAGCAGGUGGAGUCCGAUGCCAUUAGGAAUUAGCUAGUCUGGUCCCAGAUCUGUUUGUGCCGUCUUGUGACCAUGAAUGAAAUAGUUGGCAAGACGGCACAAACAGGUCUAGGACCAGUCUAACCAGGAAAGGUCUCUGAUGGGAUCUGUACAUUCCGGUUGUGUGGCAUAUAGCGACACAUCAUUUUAAUGAUGGUUAUGAUAAUGAUAAACAGAAUGGUGGCAAUUAAAUGGCGGUCACCACGUCUUCAAACCCUGCCUUACGUGAUUAGUCGAUUUCAUUCACUCAUCCGCCAUCGACGCCGUCCGGCGCAUAUAGGACAGAAGCAACAACUUUGGAAAUCUUCUCCACUGUGCUUUAGCUCCACUGAUGUUGGUCAGCAUUUCGGUGUCUAUAUUAGGUCAGUCUCAAAGAGUCACAAGGAGUUGGGCCAUUGCUUCUUGUUUGUCUGAGGAGGUUGGGGUUUAAUGCAUUAGGCCAACAGAUGUGGAGUGUUCUUCGCAGACGAGUUGUGUGGAAGGUGAAUUGUUUGUUCAGGUCCAGUUCAGUCACUUCCCAGCACUCUGUGCCAUUAUAGAACAACUGGUGGAUUUAGAAUUUGGUCUUUGUGCUGUUGUCUUCACUUACACAUUUGUUGGAACUUUGUGAAGGUUUCGCUUUCGCUGAGGGUUCUGUUCAAGGACUUUGUCAGUUUUAUCACAGCAAUCCACACGCAAAACAAGAACCGCAGCAUGAAGCCAAUAUGAAAACCCAUUCCAAGCAUGUAUGCAAUGAUGUGUCGUCAAGCUAAAUGAUUCUCAACAUAACAUUGCUCAUUGUAUUUCACUGUGGGUAAGGGAGACCAGGUCUAACAAUGAAAAAUGAAUCCUGGGAAAAAAAUGACAACUGUAUUAUUUUGCCCUGGUUGGAAGAAAGGUGUUUUUUCUUUUGGUUGUUUGUUUUGUUCAUUAGAUUUUUGCAAAUAGUAGACAUUUGGGACUAUAGUAAAUCCACUGUUGUCAGUUCUGCCAAAGUUUUUAUUAUUCACAUGAAAUAAACACUUGCACAUAAAAAGCAAA
Molecule: messenger RNA, 4251 nt
Organism: Oncorhynchus keta (chum salmon)
Lineage: Eukaryota; Metazoa; Chordata; Actinopteri; Salmoniformes; Salmonidae
Product: ras-related GTP-binding protein C
Exons: 7
Coding region: 636-1781 (381 amino acids)
Biological process (GO): positive regulation of TOR signaling; cellular response to amino acid stimulus; regulation of autophagy
Cellular component (GO): nucleus; Gtr1-Gtr2 GTPase complex; lysosome
Molecular function (GO): GTP binding; GTPase activity
Source: RefSeq, a predicted model, not a curated record